AUGAAUCAGUGGCGUCGCUUCCAGUUCUUCGAGGACCGCUCGCCCGUCGGGCCGCUAGCCGACGCGCUCGCGCAGGGCGUGCGGUGCGGUGCGGGAGGCCGAGGCCGACUAGCCGUUGGCACGGAGAGCGGCUCGGUUCUGCUGCUAGAUCGGUCGCUGCAUGUUCGGCGAAGCUUCGUGGCUCAUGAAGGUCCCGUGGCGUUUCUACACCUGUUCAAGCAACGUAGCUGUCUGUUGACAGUGGGCAAGGAGGCAAGGGGAGCAGCUGUGGUGCUGUGGGAUUUGGACAAGACUGCUGCUCCUGCUGUUGCGGGUGCCGGUGCUUCUUCAGGUGCUUCAGGCGCAGCAGUAGCACUGGAGGGGGGUGCCCCGGUGCCUUUACGGACGUAUAACAUCUUCUCAGACGCCUUUCCUGCUGCACAGAUCACAACCUGUGCAAUCCGCGAGGCUCCUCAGCUAGGCUACCUCCUGGCCGUUGGAUUGGCCACAGGAGCCGUUGAUGUGCUGCUCGCAGAUUCCUCCAUGCGGAUCAAACGGCUGAGAAUCCCCCCCAACAGCAGCCAGGGGCAAGGCGGGGCAGGGGGAGCGGGCGGAGUGGGGGGAGCAGGGGGGAGAGAGGGUGCGGGGGAAGGCGGAGGGGGAGGGGGAGGGGGUGGAGAUGCGCUAGGUGUUGGGGAAGGGAGAGGAGGUAUAGCAGCAGGAGGAGCCGGAGCAGGAGCAAGAGGGAGGAGCGAGCACUCGUCAUCCUCCUCACACUCCUCCCCUUCUACCUCUGCCUCUGCUUCUGUUUUGCCUUCAACUGCCAGAGCUCUCCCCCCCGUUGCAGUCACAGGGCUGGGGUUCCGGAUCCUGGACUCAGGCCCGCAGCUCUUUAUAGUCACGGGCGAGACAGUCACACUGUACACGCUACCCAGUGGCAUGUUUGGGGCUGCAGCGGAGGGAGGAUGGGCGGGGAAGGGAGGUGGAGGAGGAGGGGGAGGGGGAGGAGGGUGGGGGGUAGUGCUGGAGGAGAGAGGAGGGGAUGUGUUCUGCUCUGCCAUGACUGAUACCCAGGAUCUGGUGGUGGCACAGCCCCUUCUACUGGAUCUGGUGGUGGCGCGCCCAGAAGCCUUCUACUGUUUCAAUGAGGAUGGCCCGGGGGCGUGCUUUGGGCUGGACGGCCCCAAGCACCGCCUCGCCUGCCUGCGAGGCUACCUGCUCUGCCUGCACUCGCCGCCCUCCCCUCCUCCUACUGCUGCUGCCUCUGCUGCUGCUGGUGGCCCGGCAACAACCGCUGGUGGUGGCGGCAGCAGUGGCAGCGGCGGUGGUGGCGGCGGUGGGGAUUCUGGAAAGCAGCAGCACCACCAGCAGCAGCAACAUCAUCAGCAGCAGAAGAUGGUCCUAUCAGUGUAUGACACGCGCAACAAGCUGGUGGUCCACUCUGCGCCGCUCACCCCCGCCGCCUCUCUCCUCGCGCCCCUGCUGCUGCUGUGCGAGGGAGGCGCCGUGGUGCUCCUCUCCCUGCACAGGCGAGGCGAUGGCGCGGGAGGGGGAGGAGAUGCAGGAGGGGUCUCAGCAGGAGGAGGAGGAGGCGGAGGAGGGGGAGGGGCAGGAGGAGGAGCAACAGGAGGAGGAGGAGCAACGGGAGGGGGAGGGACAGUGCGAGUGGAGGCGAGGGGGUUGCUGGUGGUGGAGAGGGACAUGUCUUGGAAGCUGGAAGCACUGUUUCGCAAGGGGCUCUACUCCAGUGCUCUCGACCUGGUGGUGUCCCAAGGGGGGGAUGCUGCUGCCACGGCUGAGGUUCUGAGACGAUACGGGGAUCAUCUGUAUGCCAAGCAGGUGAGACGAUACUGGGAUCAUCUGUAUGCCAAGCAGGUGAGACGAUACUGGGAUCAUCUGUAUGCCAAGCAGGUGAGAAACGGGUGUGGGUGGUGGGGCUCUGUUGUGUUAAGUCCUGUAUGCAAAGCAGCAGCAGCUGCUGGUGGUGGAGAGGGACAUGGCAUGGAAGCUGGAGGCGCUCUUUUGCAAGAGGCGUGGUCUGAUCAGCUGUAUGCCAAGCGGGGAGGGGAUGCUGCUGCCACGGCUGGAGUUUUGAGGCGCUUCGGGGGCCAUCUAACUCUGAACUAUGAGGAGACGAUGGGGCAGUACGAGCGCACCAUCGGGCAGGUGGAGCCGUCAGGAGACUAUGAGGAAGCAAUGGGACAGUACGAGCGAACCAUUGGCCAGGACUAUGAGGAGGCAAUGGGGCAGUACGAGAGGACCAUUGGCCAGGUGGAGCCGUCAUACGUGAUUCAGCGCUACCUGCACGCACAGCGCUUGAGUCUGCUCGCGCGGUACCUGGAGCGGCUGCAUGAUAAGGGGAGAGGGUUAGAGAGGGUUGGAGGGUUAGAGAGGGUUGGAGGGUUAGAGAGGGUUGGAGGGUUAGAGAGGGUUGGAGGGUUAGAGAGGGUUGGAGGGUUAGAGAGGGUUGGAGGGUUAGAGAGGGUUGGGCUCGCCCGCUACCUGCACGCCCAGCGCUUGAGCCUGCUCGCUCGGUACUUGGAGCGGCUGCACGAUAAGGGCGUGGCCACUCCGGACCACACCACCCUGCUUAUCAACUGCUUCUCCCGCCUCAAGUCGACUCAAAACACUGCUACUCUCUCCCGUACUGAGCCACUGCGCAUCCCAUCCCUCCAAACCCAUGUGACUCAAAACACUGCUACUCUCUCCCGUACUGAGCCACUGCGCAUCCCAUCCCUCCAAACCCAUGUGCACCGUUCUCUCUUUCCCGCCCACCAGGACGUCUCCAAACUGGAUGCCUUCGUUUGGGCGGGCAUUGAUGCUCCCUCCUCCAAUACCCACUCCAUUGAACCAGCAACCACAACCAGUCUCAUGCUGCACUCCUGCCCAUCCCUCCACACCCACAUGCACCGCUCUCCCAUACCCGCUUACCAGGACGUCUCUAAACUGGAUGCCUUCGUCCGGGCGGGCUUCGAUUCCCCUUCCUCCGAUACCCACUCCAUCGAACCAGCAACCACAGACAGGCCCACACCUUCCUCUGCCUCCACUCUCCCCCUCUCCCUCUCCCUCUCACUCCCUCACUCCUCCUCCUCUCCCACCCUCCCAUACGAUCCCGACACGGUGAUCCAAGUCUGCUGUUCCGCCGGGUAUUACAGCCAGGCUCUUUUCGUAGCUCAGCGCGCCGCUAAGCAUUCCGCUUACCUAAAAAUCCUGGUGGAGGAUCUACACCGCUAUGCUGACGCGCUGGCCUUCAUUUCCGCCCUUCCUGACCGGGCGAAAAUUGUUUCGGCUGCCCGGGAAUACGGGCCGGUGCUGGCGGCUCACCUGCCCGAGGAAACGAUUUCUUUGUUCUUAGAGCUCUGCACGGGAUUCGGGAGCAGCAGAGACAGAGGGGGGAUGGGAAUCGGUACUGGCUUAACAGGUGGGGAAGGAUCAGGGGGAACUGGAGCAGGCCCCUCUCGGUUUAGGGAUAACAGAGAGUCUGCCUCUCCUCGCCCCAGCCCUGGUGCUUCUUCAGGGACGGCCAUAGUAACGAGGGAUGGCCUCCUCUUCCUGUACGAGAGAAUGCGGCUCUUCAAGGAGGCCCUGGCGAUGCACAUGCGGGAGGGCGACAGCAAGGGGCUCAUUGCUGCGUGCAAGCGGCUGGGGGAUGCGGGGAGGGGGGGAGAUCCGAGUGUGUGGGCGGACGUUGUGAGGUACCUGGGGGAACGGGGGGAGGCGUGCGGGGAGGAGGUGGCGGAGGUGUUGAGUGCGGUGGAGAGGGGUAACCUGCUGCCGCCGCUGCUGGUGCUGCAGACUCUCUCGCGCAGCCCGCACAUCACGGUGGGGGAGAUACGGGACUAUGUGUCGCGGCACUUGCAGCAGGAGACAGCCAUUAUUGAGGAGGACAGGCGGGCGAUUGAGAAAUACCAGCACGAGACUGACAAGUACAGGAAAGAUCUGCACCAGCUCCUGACCGAACCUCUCGUCUUCCAGUCCUCCCGCUGUGCCGAGUGCAACUCGCCACUCGACCUCCCCGCCGUCCACUUCUUUUGUCUGCAUGCGUUCCACCUGCGCUGCCUUGCCGACCCAACCACGGCAGUAGCCGCCGCUACAGCCGCGGCUGCUGCCUCAAUGGCAGGUGACGUGGGGGGGGUGAGUGGGGGCGGAGGGGUGAUGGGAGGAGGCAUGGGAGGGGGAGGGUACGGCGGGGGAAGAGCGGGGGGGUAUGGAGGAGGGAUGGGAGAUGUAGGAGAGGGAGGAGAGGAAGGAGAGGGAGGGGAGGGAGGGGAGGGAGGGGAGGGAGGGAUGGAGUGCCCCAAGUGUGCGGCAUCAUACCGGGUGGUGAGGGAGAUGCGGGUGGGGCUGAGGCAGAGUGCGGCGGACCACGACCGCUUCUUCCAGGAGCUGCAUGACGCCCGCGACGGCUUUGGUGUUGUCGCUCUCUACUUUGGCCGCGGUCUCGUGCGCGCGGAAGACGCCUUGUAG
Molecule: messenger RNA, 4446 nt
Organism: Closterium sp. NIES-65
Lineage: Eukaryota; Viridiplantae; Streptophyta; Zygnematophyceae; Desmidiales; Closteriaceae
Source: the annotation of a GenBank genome assembly